Molecule: messenger RNA, 3323 nt
Organism: Labeo rohita (rohu)
Lineage: Eukaryota; Metazoa; Chordata; Actinopteri; Cypriniformes; Cyprinidae
Product: beta-1,3-galactosyltransferase 2
Exons: 2
Coding region: 566-1726 (386 amino acids)
Cellular component (GO): membrane
Molecular function (GO): N-acetyl-beta-D-glucosaminide beta-(1,3)-galactosyltransferase activity
Source: RefSeq, a predicted model, not a curated record
UCACAUGCAUAAAGGGAUGAGUGUGUUUAAGGAUGUUGACAGAGCCGUGCGCUUGCACAUUUUCACCUCCCUUCCCCCAGCUCCUUUUUUUCUAAUGAUCAGAACAGCAGAGCACAAAAGAGGUAGCCGCACAGCAUCAUCGCUGUACGUGCAAAGAGACUGAAAAUAUUCGAGGAGUAGGACUGCACCGUUUUUCCUAGCUCCACAUUGCAUCACGUCUGAGUCCGUGUUUGAUAACAGACAGGCUGGUAACCAUCUUAGGAAUUUAAAUUGUGCAUGGGGAAAUGCCUAAAGCCAUGGCCAAACUGUGAGAGAUCAUCUGUGCUGCAGGAAAUACAGAUUCUGCAAAUCAAAGAGAAGCAAAGGAGUGGCAAAACACAGGAGGAGGAACAGACUAGAAUGGCAGGGGCUAUAAAAAGACACAACAGCAAAACACACAGCAUCUAUCUACAACAGGACUAACGAACAGCAGCCGGCUCACGCGGUCCAAGCGAAAGGUUUUCACAUAUCUGGGCUCGACGUUUACUCCAAAAGGCUUGGCAAAUCCAACGAACUCAAAGAGAUCAUGCGAUGGAGGUGGAGGCACAGGCACAGAUACUGCAGCGUCAUCCUUUUCCUCAUUGCGCUCGUGUUUGCGGGAGGCUUCGUUUUUCACGGUCACUGGCCCAGUCAAAACAGCCAGGAGAUGUCUGCUGCUCAAGAGUCCCAAACCAUGAAAACCAUCUCCAACUUCACCUUGAUGAAUCUAAUCAAGUUGAAGGAGCUCAAAGAGUCCCCUACACCAGGAACCUCAAAUGAAGAUGAUGCAAUUUUGCAGCAGGAGUUGGAAAACUUCUUGAACAUCAGUUCGAACGAAGAGAUGACAGUGGCGAAGAUACUUAAAGACGAGCCUUACAAGUACAUCCGUAACGAGCCGCACGCAUGUCUGCUGCGAGCUCCUUUCUUAGUGCUUUUGAUUGCAGUUGAGCCCAAAAAAACGGACGCCAGGGACGCCAUCAGGAAAACGUGGGCUAAUGACAAUGUGGCUGGGGGUUUGGGUUUCGUCCGGCUUUUUCUCCUAGGUGUAAAUCGAGACACCCAAAGAAAUGGCAGCGAACUGCAGCACACAAUAGAAGAAGAAAGUCAUCGCUAUCAUGAUAUCAUCCAGCAAGAUUACAGGGAUGUUUACAACAACCUCACCCUGAAAACGCUGAUGGGGAUGUACUGGAUCACAAAGUAUUGUCCCGAGGCCAAAUACGUUAUGAAGACAGACAGUGACAUGUUUGUCAACACCGAACACCUCAUAGAAAAACUUUUAAAGCCCAAAGGGGAACUCACACAGAAGUAUUUCACAGGACUUCACAUGUCAGGCUACUCCCCAAACCGAAACAAAGAGAGUAAAUGGUAUAUGCCCCCAGAAGUGUACCCUGGCAGGCGAUACCCCACCUUUUGUUCUGGGACUGGAUACGUCUUCUCAGGUGAUGUGGCUCAAAGAAUAUAUGUGGUAUCUCUGACCAUACCCAGACUGCAUUUAGAAGAUGUUUACGUGGGUUUAUGUCUAGCUAAAUUAAAGAUAGAGCCAGCUCCGCCACCAAAUAACCUGCUGUUCAAUCACUGGCGAGUGCCCUACUCCAGCUGUAGGUACAGGAACCUGAUCACCUCUCAUGGGCUUCACCCCAAUGAGCUGAUUCAGUACUGGCAGCACCUGCAGAGCAACAAGCACAAUCCCUGCCAAAUGUCAGGGUAGAAAGUUCAAUGAACAGAUUUCAUCUGCUUUGGAGACAAACUUUUUACGUUUUUUGGGAGACUCUGUCAAAUGUAACCGAUUAAAGUGUGUUCUAAGGGUUCUGGACAACCCUACCUAUGUUUUCUGAUUACCAUUUCAUCAUUACUGUAAUUACUUAAUGACCUUCACAAGCCUGACUAAUUAAAUUUGUAUAAAGUAUUCAGUUGUAGGGCUGUCAAACGGUACCGUCCAUUUCUCACUCACAUUUGAGCGCUGUCGAACCGAGCGCUCACAAAUAAGCACAACGGAAGCGUGCAGAUGUAUUAGGGAUCCGCUGACACACGUGGCUUUCAAAUGCUCCCAUUGUGCUUAUUUGUGAGCGCUCGGUGAGGAGCGUGAAGCGCUUAUCAUCGGAGCCAAUCACAGUCAUGUCUGUUGAGCGCAUGAACACUAUGGCCAAUCAGCGAUGUUUAAAAAUCGGCUCAACAGCGCUCAAAUGUGAGCGGGAAAUAGACGUUUUUAUAAUUUCUGAACCGAAAAUACCGAACCUGGUACCGUUUGACAGCCCUAUUCAGUUGUGGUUUAAAUAUUUUUGGAUUAAUCUUAUAGGAUUGUAAAUAAACAGAUAAAGGUCUUCAAGUAGGGAUGCGCAGUAUGCCGGUACUGGAAAAUAUAUAUUAUAGUAUAUUAUUAUAUUAUAUUAUUAUAUUACAAACAGUUCGAUAUCAUCAUUUUGCACAGUCUGGUAUUUCAUGCGCUGCUGUUCCAAAGUUCACCUGUAGGCGGCAAUACUUCCCAAAUUGCUGCGAAAUCGGUAAAUGUGACAACAGAACAAUACAAUGGAUCAUCAAACGGAUGAAAUCCAUCAACGCGCCCGAAACUAAUAAAUAAAGACAACAGCAGAAGUGAAAUAUGGUAUUAUUUUGAAAACAAAACAGAUGAUAAAGGUGAACGAACUGACCUGCAUGCAAGCGCUGCUAUAAAUCGUACACAGGCAAUACAUCAAAUCUUGCCAAGCGUUUGAUCUUUUACGCAAAUUUAGAGAUCGACAGGCGAGUGCAUCAUUCAUGAGUUUUACAUUAACUUUUAUUCACAGAGGCCGACAGUAGUGAAGUAUUUUUACUUUACUUAAGUAAAUUUAAAGGAGAACUCCACUUCCAGAACAACAAUUUACAAAUAAUUUACUCACCCCCUUGUCAUCCAAGAUGCUCAUGUCUUUCUGUCUUCAGUCUAGGGAUGUAACGACUACCGGUUUGACAAUAAAUCAUGAUAAAAUUCCCCACGGUUAGUAUUACUGUUUCGUAUUUUAAUCAUCAUUAAAACAGUAUUUGAUUACCGUGAUUUGAACAACUAAUGAUAAAUAAAUACUGUACAGCAUAAAGCACAGUUUUAAGUAACAGUCUCACUUGUGCGCACAGUUUUGUGUGGAAAGAUGGCGGAUGUUUUAAAGGGUGCUAAGGGCAUAGGCGCCAAUCCCCACGGAAAAACACGAGAUAGUCUCCGUUCAUUUUAAGCAAUAAAAAAAAAAAAAAAAUACAUUGCAACUUAUGACUUCAUUCUCGUUUUCAUAGUUCAUUUGAAGCCGUUUCUGGCGUUAUUUUAAUGGUAAAUGUCAAGA